AUGGAACCCGAAAACGAGCUAGCUUCGCAUGUGUUCCUUGUCGAUCUCGUAAGGCAUGGCAUUUCUGUGAUGAACCCAUCAUCAUUGCGCAUAAUCAUUCCUGGCGUGGAUGAUGCCCCAAGCUGCAAUCAAAGCAACAGUGUGCAGGAAGAGGGAGUGCUUGCCAGCAGUUGCGAUGAGCAUACUGCUCAGCAAAGGGCGCGUUCGCCUGCCGUCUUACAGCUUGAUGGAUCCAGCCCUAGUACUAGCCAAAACACUGCUCUCCUGGAUGACUGCGAAGCUGCCAACAUUGAAGAGUCCUGUGAGGAACGGCCGGCCCCCUUUGCCAGGUUUCCCAUCGGUAUUUCGAACAAUGCCUUCACUAUCUACUCUUAUUAUCCAUUCAUUCAUUGCGGCAGCAUUCACAAAUUGCACCCGGAUGAUGUCUGCUACCUGGAUCAACGAGGAUGUUUUCGUGUUCCGUCCCAGGCCAUCUUGGACGAGUUCGUCCAGGAAUAUUUCCUACACGUUCACCCAGUACUUCCAAUCUUAGACGAGGGUGAAUUUUGGAAAUCAUACAAUCAGACAUCUGAAUCCUCCUCCAAUGAAAGCAAUAAUAGAAUUCCUCUGUUCCUUUUCCAGGCGAUUCUUUUUGCAGGCUGCAGUUUCUUGCCUCUGCCCAUGGUACAAAGCAUGGGCUUUGAGAGCAUCCAAGCUGCACGGGCAGCCUUCUACAGCCGCGCUAAGGCCCUUUUCGAUCUCGAUACUUGCCGCGAUGCGAUCUCCUCGUCACACUGCGCUCUGCUCUUAACCUAUUAUACUAGUGCCGCCGAUGCAACAGUAAAUUCGUACUGGGUUAAUGUUGCCGUUCACUACGCAAGGCAAGCAGGCGCGCACUCCGACAUUCAUGAGUCGGACGUAUCCCCAGCGCGUCGCAACAUCCUCAAACGUCUUUGGUGGGGCUGCAUAUGCCGGGAUCGUACUAUAUCCCUUGGACUUCGCCGGCCCCUCCAGAUUAUCAUCGAUUCUUCCAAGACACAAUACCCAAUGUUAACAGAGGAUGACUUUGAAAUAAGGGUCUUCAUCGCUCAGUGUGAGCUCUUAUUGCUCCUAUCGGAUAUCUUGGAUAUCUCAUCUGCACGAAAGACCACUGUGCCACCACUGGACGCCAACCAUAAAAUACAGAAAUUGAGGGAAUCGAUGUCAAAUCUUGAUUCGUGGUACAAGCAGAUGCAUAACACCUUUCUCUACGCCUACAUGAUCCCCGAUAGACGCAAAUCCUUGACGUUAUACAUCAGUAUCAUUCACAUUUAUUAUUAUUCUGCCAAGAUCGCAGCUUGUAAUUGCGCAUUGUCCUUGUCAAUGGCAUCGUCAUCGCAGGAGGAAACUGGGUACGAUGUUGGGGGAGAUUCUACUGAGUCAGAGCUCGAGUCUGCGCUGCAUGGCAACACUGAAGCCCUAGAAAGUGUUUUGCAAAUGGGAUUAGCGAAGUACCUCCCAGUAACGAUUACUGCGUUAAUUGCACUGCCACUUGCAUGGUCCUAUCGCAGAUUGUUUGCCGUACCAAGGCCUUUCCGGGAUGAAAGAAGGAAACAAGAUUUGAAAUUAUACAUUGCUGUCAUGAAUGAGCUGAGGGUUCGUUACCAAGGUGCAGAGGAGCUGUUGGAAUACAUUCGAACGGCGAUCAAUUACGAGAAUGAUCCUAGACGACUACACGGAUCCGGAGACUUCAUGGCUCACAUGGAUGAAGAAAUUACCACGCAGCAAGCUGCCGAGAUAGCAGGUUCGAAAGCGAUCGAAAUUGCAAGGCAUCAUUCACGAAAAGACGUAAGGCUUGCUGUCAUCGUAAAUAUUUGCUUAGCAAAGGGAACAUUUCCACAGGAAGCAGAUAUGCCAGGGUCGCUCCAACUAAUCCAUUCCUCUGUGCACAUGAAUCUCAACAAGAGCCAGGGUACCAACCAGAAACUCAACAAGAUGGGAGAGACUCAGAGGCGGAUUACCCAAAAAUCCGAGGCUAGUGCCGAAAUGGAGGCGAAUGAUUCACAUAGAAACGAAGAGGAUCCGCUACUACCUCGUUUUCGCAAAUAUGGCUCGACCUUCGAAGAGACUCCUUCAGCUGGUACCUGGGACUUGCGACCAUUUCCAUUCCCUGUGUCUUCCGCUUCGUUCUCUUCUCACGAGGAAAUCGACUCGGGUUUCGAUUUCAACUCUUCCGCCGCAGACUUCCUACCAUACAUGGAUCUCUUGCAGGAAUUUGUUGCUCCUUAA
Aaosphaeria arxii CBS 175.79 is the source of this 2247-nucleotide messenger RNA. RefSeq lists its product as uncharacterized. NCBI's taxonomy places the organism in Eukaryota, Fungi, Ascomycota, Dothideomycetes, Pleosporales. The transcript has 7 exons. Bases 1 to 2247 code for a protein of 748 amino acids. The record is from RefSeq and is a predicted model, not a curated record. Gene Ontology annotation, biological process: DNA-templated transcription. Gene Ontology annotation, molecular function: zinc ion binding; DNA binding.